AUGACAUCGAAAUCCUCCCGUCCCGAUUCUCACUCCCAACAUGCUCUCGCCACCACCAUCAACACCAAGAUACGCUCCUCAUCCCGCACUUCGAAUCCCGAGCAAGAGUCGAAGCAACGCCACUCGCCCACAGCCACAUCUCCGAGCACCUCAAGAUGGCAGCCGAAGGUCAAUCGGACGCAGAGCUUGAACGAGCAGGAUAUGAAGCACCAGUUGCAGCAGCGGUUGACGGGGCUGGAGAAAGACAGGGAGAGCGGCUUUACGGAGAUUGAGAGGGGGGCAAGGAGGGACAAGGAAGGGGCUGUGGAAGGAGAAGGGGGAAGGGGACGGGCUUGA
Histoplasma capsulatum G186AR is the source of this 336-nucleotide messenger RNA. RefSeq lists its product as uncharacterized. NCBI's taxonomy places the organism in Eukaryota, Fungi, Ascomycota, Eurotiomycetes, Onygenales, Ajellomycetaceae. The coding region runs from base 1 to 336 and encodes 111 amino acids. The record is from RefSeq and is a predicted model, not a curated record. The transcript has a single exon.